Molecule: messenger RNA, 621 nt
Organism: Funneliformis caledonium
Lineage: Eukaryota; Fungi; Glomeromycota; Glomeromycetes; Glomerales; Glomeraceae
Source: the annotation of a GenBank genome assembly
AUGCCCAUUUUACCGACUACCUCACCACGUUCUUCAUUUCACUCUGAUAGUCAACAUAAAAGAAGACGAUCAACUUAUUGGUCGGCUUCCAUCCCAUUGUUUUUACGACGUUUAUUUAGAUUUCCACAAAUGGAUUUUGAAUUUGCAUUAUGGCAAAUGCUUUAUUUAUGUAUAGCUCCAAGAAGAGUGUAUCGAAAUAUUUAUUAUCAUAAACAAACUAAAAAUCAAUGGGCAAGGGAUGACCCAGCUUUUGUCGUGAUAUUAUCAUUUUUCUUGGGGGCGAUUGCAUGGGGAUUAGUAUAUGGACAUGGGCUGAUAGGGAUUCUUAAAAUGAUUUUAUUUAUGGUAUUUGUAGAUUUUGUAGUAGUUGGGAUGAUAAUCUCUACAAUUUGUUGGGUAUUUGCGAAUAGAUUUUUAACACAUAGACAUACAAUUCAUGCAGUUGAGCAAACAGUAGAAUGGGCCUAUGCAUUUGAUGUACAUUGUUAUAAUGCAUUACCAUUCCUUUUACAUACUGAAAUGUUUUUAUAUCCAGUUGCUUUAUUCUUAAUUGUCUAUGUUAUCUCAUUAUUUGGUUUUCAUAUUAGUGCUAAUGUAUUACAAUUAUAUUUCGGUAGGUGA